AUAAAAUUUAUUCAAAAAAUAUUUUUCCAACAAAACAGAAAAAAAUCUUUUAGCAAAGCAAUAUGCCAAAUAAUUGAAUUUGUUGUAUAGGAAAACCAGUUUCGUGGAUUAUGAUUGCACCAUCUGUUACUCCGAGAAAGACGAAUGUUUUAUCCAAUAAUCCGGCAAUGAGGCUUUACAAAUUCGAUACGGAUACGGGACAAGUGUUGGAUUAUACGCAGUACUAUUUAGAUCUGGAUUCUGCAAACACAUUGGGAGAAGCUACUUGGCUACCAGAAUAUAAUUUAACUACACAGUACUUUGGAUCGGGUGAAGUAAAUGCGGUUGCUUUACACAAUUUGGUGGACAGGUUUCCGAAUGGUGAAAAUCCGUUGUUUGCCAAGUACUACCGAGCGAAUUCCGUGCGUUAUAAAACGGAUCCGUGUGAGGGGGUCUGUGCACUGCAACAUUAUUGUGCCAUAACUCGUGUGGAUUACCGCGAAUUUCGACAAUGUUUGGAAACUGCAGCCAGUGCCCUUGCAUCCAGUUCCAAAUCGAGUAGUUCAUCAAUAACACAAUAUUUGACAUUGGUCUUAACGAUAUUCGUAACAUUCAAAUGUGACCAAAGAAAAUUGCUAUUUGACUGGCUCCAUUUUCUAUUCGACACCGGCAUUUCCAUGGUGAAAAUUAUUUCACCGUUACCGUCAUUAAUGUGCUUGAUAAUUCGAAAUAUUUUUUCAAAAAUAAUUUUCAAUAGAACACAUUUUUCGCUGUUGAUUGAUCGUCGAAAAUCCGAUUCGAUGUGGUGUGAGAAAUGGUGGUGGUGGUUGAUGUGCGUACGAAUAGCUUUAAUUAAAACAACCAAUUUAUUUAAAUUGAUUUUCAAUUUUGGAAAAUCGUACUGUAGGCGGAGAUGUGGACGGAACAUGACAAGAACAUUCACAGCACAUUUAAUUGCAUUUACAUUUAAUUUAGUAAAACCAUCAUUCACAACAUCAGCAUCAUCAACAACAAACAACUGUAAUUGCCAAAGUAAUUUAACGAAAGUAGGUAGCUUUAAUACGAUGCAUAAAAUUGUGCAUGAAGAAUGUAGUAGAAUGUAAUUGGGGAAACUAAGUGAAAAGAUUGUGUGCGUGGGUGUGGAUGUGUACACAAGCAUAUAUUGUGCACAUAUAUUGACCAUUAUACAGAAUUUGUGUGAAAGAAGCUUUUGAUAGGAGUAAGAAAUAUUUUUAAAAAAUAAAAAUAAAAUUUUUGAAAAUAGAGAAAAGUUGUAAUAAACUGUACAAUGUGAAAAUGCGCUGAAUAUGUGAAAAAGCUUUUUGGUAUAAAUGUCUAAAACAAUAUGUGCUGUGCUAAAACCACUGAUCUAAAUAAAAGAAAUUAAAUUUAAAAAAAAAAUAGCAAUUUGACAUGGUCAAAUAAAUAUACAUCUGGAAUAUGUAGCGAUAAAAUUUUGCAGUCUGUGCUGGUUCAAGUUACGAUUAUUAUUUUUACAUUGGCCAUUUUUGUUUUCAAAUUCAUUGAAAUUUGUUCAUUCGUAAAAUGUUUCAAUUUGAUUCGAUUUUCAACGUAUACAUUUUUGUCUGUUUAUCUGCUUUAUUGUUACGGUUGGGAACAUGAGUCUGCUUAUUUUUUACACUUUGUUAAGUUUUCUGAUUAGUGGUUUGGUUACCUUUAUGAAUAUGACUGCUAUCGUUAUGAUUACAGCUCAAACGAAAAUGGUGGUAGGUGAAGUAGAGGAUUCAUUAAAAGAAGUGUCCAUCGUUUCCUUAUCUAGACAUGGAACUCACUAUUGGUAACCAAGGUGUAAGCCACUCUAGGGAUUAUUUAGGACAAUUUAGGACUAUUUUGAAAUUGACACUAUGGUUGUAAGUUGACGUUGAAGUUAACUAAAUAUCAUUUAUCCUGACAGGUGUUAGAACUGAAUUUUCAUAUAGGGUCUACUAGAAUCGAUGUUUAUAAAUUAAAAAUAUAAAUUAAGUUUCGAUCAUAUCGGCAGUUUUAUCCGUUAUCCGUUUUUGUUUUAUUUAGUUUAGAAUGUUUCACUGAACACGAAAGUGAACCAUUCCCUGCUAUAUGUGUUUUUUCAGUUUUUUUUUCAGUCUGCCAACAUCAAUUACAUCUAAGCAAUUUUAAUUAUACGGAGAUUAUAACAUAUCAUAUUUUCCAUCAUGUAUUUAACCAUUUAACGAAUGGCAGGUGUAGGAUCUUUUACUUUUUUUAUUUCCAAAAAUAUCCGAAGUCAAGUUUUCAACACGAAAUCUCUUCAUUCGUUUGACCAUAGAUUUCACUAUAAAGACAAUGACCAUGCUAACCAGAGGCCAUCUCAUUUUUUCCUUUACUGUCGAUAGCAGAUGAUUCGCCGUUUCUGAAAGGGUGAUUUGUAUGAAAUAAAAAUUAUCUAAAAAUUCAUUGUCACCUGUUGCGCUUAGCGUUCUCAGAAUUGUUAUUGUGGUAUGGUUUCAAAAACUGUACCGAAAUUUUGUUAAAAAGGUGUACUGUCAUGUUAUUUCGACAUUUCGAUAUUUAAUUAUUUUAUCAUUCAAACGGCGGAAAAUUAUUAUGGUCCUGGAAUCUAAUUAAUUUUUUUUUUAUGUUUUACCCUUUUUUUCGAUUUAUUAUUCAAUUGAACAAAAUUAUUUUUGGCUUAUGUACACUGUACAGUUUGUUGAGUUUUUUUUUAGUGAUUCGUUAAUUAUGAUUCCAUUCCAGUUUCGCUUAUAAAUGUUUUUUCAAAUAAAGGAAAAUAAUUAAAACGAUAAACAAAAACAAACAUUUUGUCGUUCACAUUCAAAUAAAAAAAAAAUUAUUAUAAAAAUUCAUCCCAAAAAGGGGGAUAAUAUUUCUAAUAAUCAUUUGUUGAUAUGUAAAUAAAAUUAAUUUAGAUAAUAAAUAAAUAAUUUAAAAAAAACUAAAAGUAAAAAAAAUUCAAAUAGGAAAAGGAAAAUUUAAAUUUAAUACAAGAGGGACUAUGUAAUUUCGAUAAAUAUUAUUACAACUAUUAUGAAAUGAUAGUUUAAUUUGUCAUAAUGUAAUAAAAUGCAUUGAAAAUAUUUUUAUUCCUGUAAAAAAACUUUAUUUUUGUUUUACAAUUAAAUGUAUCGAACCGUUUUAAUUGUCGUUAAUGAUUAUAUUAUCAAAGAAAAAACACACAAAACAAUUAUAUUGAUAAAAAAUGAAAUAAA
Bradysia coprophila is the source of this 3167-nucleotide messenger RNA. RefSeq names its product acid sphingomyelinase-like phosphodiesterase 3b. NCBI's taxonomy places the organism in Eukaryota, Metazoa, Arthropoda, Insecta, Diptera, Sciaridae. Gene Ontology annotation, molecular function: phosphoric diester hydrolase activity. The record is from RefSeq and is a predicted model, not a curated record.